CAAAGGCAGGGGAACCACCACAGGGACAUGAACAUUUUCAUAACGCAAACAACUAACACUGUGUCUUAAGAAUUAGCUAGACCAAAACCAAUUAGAAGUCUCUAAAGCCUUUUUACAAAACAAGAUAAUAUAAUCAACAGUUUUAAAAGCUUGUUUUAGGUCUAUGAAAACGCACUACUCAAACAAGGUUUUUUUACACAAAUUUUGUUUUUGUAUUUAAGAGUUAAAAAAGCAAAGUAUAUAUUGUGGAGAUGUCUACAACGGAACAAGAUGCUGGUCCAUCAACAUCAGAAGUUAACACUACUGGUGCUGCUUCUCCUAUAAAUGUUGCACCAGUACCACCUCCAAAUGCUAGUUAUGGAAGAAGAAGAAUGGUUGUUGAUCUUUCAUCUCUGCCACUACAGAUCCUAUUGCAUUUAAACGUAUAUUUCUUUUUGUUGUACUGGAUAUGUGAAUUGUUGAUUUAUGUGUACAAAGGCAUUAUGUUACCUUUUCCUGAUGUUGGUGGUACACUUGCUUUGGAGAUCAUUUUGUUGUUUUUCAUUGCAGUUAUCGAAGGCUUUCGAUUAUUUUUCGGUUAUAAAGGCAAUUUGGGUGAACGAAAGCAAACGUUAAUCUGGUCUGUUAUUCUCGCUCUACCCAUACUAGUGUCACAGUUGUACAUGAUGUUAUGGCAAACAUACGUAUUGAGAGCAGAAGUUAUAUUAUGCGCAAUUUUGUUCAUCAUGGUCUCACUGGAGGUUUUAUUGUCAGCUGCAACGAUAUGGACUUUCCAAAGACACGAGUCAUUUAUCCAUGGGUGAUUCACUAGUGGUAAUUUAUAUAUUUAUCUAUUGUAUUUAUUAUGUACAUAACUUUGUAAAGGAUAUUUUGAAAUAUAAAAAUCAAGUUGAAUAA
Molecule: messenger RNA, 897 nt
Organism: Hydractinia symbiolongicarpus
Lineage: Eukaryota; Metazoa; Cnidaria; Hydrozoa; Anthoathecata; Hydractiniidae
Product: transmembrane protein 216-like
Exons: 7
Coding region: 252-803 (183 amino acids)
Biological process (GO): non-motile cilium assembly
Cellular component (GO): ciliary transition zone
Source: RefSeq, a predicted model, not a curated record